AGAAAAGAAGAUUGGGGCCGCCGUUUUCAUGUCUCUUUCUUCAUCCACUCCAAUUCGCGAAUCCGUCGCCGUCUUCUGUCCCCUUUUGGAAUCGAAAAAAAAAAAAGAGAGAGGAAGCACAAGAAGACGGUGUGGUGGCGAGAAGAGGAGGGAAGACUAACACAGAGACAGUAAUGGAUAUUAUCCUCUGCGAUGAGCUCCUCCAAGAGAUUUUCCAACGCCUCCCUCCCUCUUCUGCCCCAUCCGUCUCUCUCGUCUCCAAGCGCUGGCUCGUCCUCCUCCGCUCCUCUACCACCUCGCUCUCCAUCCGCAUCCCUUCUUCUCCCACCAAUUCUUGUACUUCUUCUACUGCCACACCUUCUCUCUCCUCCAUCCUCUCCCACUACCCUUUCCUCUCCAACCUAACCAUUCGCUGCGGCACCUUCGUCACCGAUGACCAUCUGCCUUCUCAUCCUUCUGAAUCCCUGUCCUCCUCCGAUACCCUCCUCCUCACUGUCGCCGCCUCCGAUUGUUCCCACCGCCUUUACCACCUCCGCUUCUUCCCCGAUUCCACCGUCUCCCCUUCUGCCCUCGUCUUCUCUGCCUCUUCCUUCACUCGCCUCACCAGCCUCCAACUUACCUCCCUCCUCCCCCUCUCUUUCCGUUGGCUCGUCUCCUUCCCCUCUCUCAGAUCCUUCUCCCUCGUCCAAACACGCCACAAGCAGCCAUAUUAUCAUCCUGCUGCUGCUGCUGCUGAUGAUGAUGAUGAUGAAGAGGAUGAGGGUGACCGGAUUCAUGCGGCGCUGCCUCUGGAGACUCUGUCCUUAUCCGGAAUCCGUGCGGCCGACCGCGGCCUGUCGUGGCUGUGGCGCCGGUGCGCCAACCUCCGCUGGCUUCAGCUGCGGGCCUGCGAGGGAACCGGCGACGGCCCCUCAUCCCCCUUCUUCCCCCUCUGCCUCCACGGCCUCCUCGGCCUCGAGCUCCGCACCUGCCGCACCAUCGCCGACAGGGUCCUCCGCCGCGCCGCCGAUCAUUGCCAGUUCCUCUCCUCUCUGCUCCUCUACGAUGGUGGCAGCCGCGACGCGCUCCGCCACUUCAUCGACCGCCGCGGGGCUGCCCUCCGCACCCUCGACCUCCGCCUUCCCCUCGACCUCCACAAUGACCACCUCUUCGCCAUCGCAGCUGACAACCAGCUCGGCUCUGGCCUUGCGGCCCUCCGCUUGCAGAGCUGCUGCCUUGUCACUGGAGAUGGUCUCCGCUCCAUCGCCCGGGCUCCAGUUGGUGCAGCCAUGGAGGAACUGGCCCUGGUCAACUGCGAUGUCGUCGAAAGAGAGCCUGGCCUUCUCACCUUCCUUGGCCAGAGCCUGCCGCAGCUCCGGAGGCUGGAUUUGUCGUAUAACGAGAUGUUGAUGGAUAAGGAGGUAGGUUCAAUGCUGGCGUCGUGCCAGAACCUGGUUGACAUCAGAAUAAGAGGUUGCAGGGCUCUGACGGGUGCUUCAGUGCUUUCCAUUCUUAAAUACUGCGCUCGACGGCUAGAAGUCAUUGACAUCACCCGGUGCCCGCAAAUUGGUAUUGAUGUCAUUGAGAUUCUUAUUCUGAAUGCCUGCCGGUUGAGUCAUGUUAUUGUGGAGGAAAGCAAGGUGUCGGAACCUGCCAAGGAAUGGGUGUCCCGGAAAGCAAUCAAGAUUGAUUGAGAAAAACAAUCAGCUGCCAAUAAUGAUAGGUACAUCACCUAAGCCCAAGAACGGCUGUAAUUUAUCUUUUCUCUGGUUAAAUAAGGGAUAUCACCUGUUGUUCUUUUGGCUUUGUUGAUAGUCAUGUUACACUCUUCACACAUAUAUCAUUGUUAAUUUAUGAUGUAAAGCACUUCCCCUGGUGUAUCGCAAACAAUUAUAGCUGCCGGGAGAUGGAUUGCUGUAUGCACUUGUAUCAAAAGCAGGUGGGAACAACUAUUGGUUCUUCCUCUUUUAAGUUGUUGCCCAUGUGGGUUUGGAUUAGAGAGACUAUUGUAUCUUGUUACUGUAUAUUGUUUCAAUUGAAAAAAGCAUGCUGUACUUAUUCAAUUCAUGGGAUUGUAGCCUAGUGUAGAACUUCAUGCAGUGUUAGUUCCAUAUCACCAAGGAGCAAGGAAUUUUAGUUAGGCAAUGAAUGUAUGCUUAUUGCUGAAAAUGGUUGAUGGACUAAAAUGAGUUGAGGAGUUCUUUUUGAUGGUU
Elaeis guineensis (African oil palm) is the source of this 2192-nucleotide messenger RNA. RefSeq lists its product as uncharacterized. Lineage: Eukaryota; Viridiplantae; Streptophyta; Magnoliopsida; Arecales; Arecaceae. Gene Ontology annotation, cellular component: SCF ubiquitin ligase complex. Gene Ontology annotation, molecular function: protein binding. Gene Ontology annotation, biological process: SCF-dependent proteasomal ubiquitin-dependent protein catabolic process. The record is from RefSeq and is a predicted model, not a curated record.